Messenger RNA from Dentiscutata heterogama, 260 nucleotides. Lineage: Eukaryota; Fungi; Glomeromycota; Glomeromycetes; Diversisporales; Gigasporaceae. The record is from the annotation of a GenBank genome assembly.
AUGGCAUUAGAUUUAGAAAAACUUCUGUUGCGAGAUAUUGGUCAGUUAUUUCAAGACGCUGAUGAUUAUAAUGUUCAAAUUCUUGUUGGACAAGCACCGAACAUUCGAAUUUUUAAAGCUCACUCCGUGAUCUUGAGAGCUCGAUCUUUUUAUUUUCGAGCUGCUUUAUCAGUGAAUUGGGCUAGAACUGAUCCUAGUAACGCCAUGAUUACUUUGAAGAAACCAAACAUUUCUCCAAUUGUUUUUGAACUUAUUUUGAA